Molecule: messenger RNA, 832 nt
Organism: Penicillium canescens
Lineage: Eukaryota; Fungi; Ascomycota; Eurotiomycetes; Eurotiales; Aspergillaceae
Product: ergosterol biosynthesis ERG4/ERG24 family-domain-containing protein
Exons: 4
Coding region: 68-832 (254 amino acids)
Biological process (GO): cholesterol biosynthetic process; brassinosteroid biosynthetic process
Cellular component (GO): endoplasmic reticulum membrane
Molecular function (GO): 7-dehydrocholesterol reductase activity
Source: RefSeq, a predicted model, not a curated record
UCCGACCGUAUGGACCUUUGACUCCCGGGGGCCACGCAUUAUCGUAUUGCAUGAAUGGACUCCUCGCAUGAUUUGUCACGGUAUGGGCAAUCUUAGUAGCUGCAUAUGUUUGGGGGGGGGGGGGGGGUGCACAGAAACCAUUGCGAGCGCAGCCCAGAAUUGGUCAGCUCUACUGAUAGUUGCGAAUAUUUAUGGGCUGGCGGUGUCAGUGCUUGCGUAUAUGAAGGCUUACAUAUGGCCGAGCCAUAAGAGCAAUCAGAGAUUUAGCGGCUCCAUCUGUCACGACUUCCUUGCCGGAAUUGAAUUGAACCCUCGCAUAGGGCGCCAUUGGGAUCUCAAAAUGUUCCAAAUUGGUCAACUGGGUAUGAACUCUUGGGUUAUAAUUGAUCUCUCGUUCGUGGCUCAGCAAUACAAGAAUUAUGGUGAGGUUUCUAACUCUAUGCUGAUUGUUACUUUCUUCCACGUUUUGUACGUGGUGGACUUCUUUCUCAAUGAGCAAUGGUACUUAGCAACUAUCGACAUUGCCCAUGACCAUUUUGGCUUCGCCUUGGCAUGGGGUUCUGCUGUUUGGUUGCCCGUAGUGUAUACCUCGCAGGCCCAGUACCUUUCCUUACAUCCUGUGAAUCUCUCGCCAUGCGCAAUCAUUAUAAUUCUCACGGCUGGCAUCCUGAGCUUUGCGCUCUUUCGACUAGCGAACGAUCAAAAACAGCAGUUCCGGCUGACGAAGGGGAACUGCCUGAUUGGUGGCAGCAAGCGUCACAUAAUUCAAGCACAGUAUUCCACAUCGGAUGGGACAAUCCACCAGUCGUCUUUACUAUGCUCUGGUACGUAA